This is a messenger RNA of Saxophila tyrrhenica, 420 nucleotides long. RefSeq lists its product as uncharacterized. Gene Ontology annotation, biological process: Mo-molybdopterin cofactor biosynthetic process. NCBI's taxonomy places the organism in Eukaryota, Fungi, Ascomycota, Dothideomycetes, Mycosphaerellales, Extremaceae. The coding region runs from base 1 to 420 and encodes 139 amino acids. Gene Ontology annotation, cellular component: cytosol. The transcript is spliced from 2 exons. The record is from RefSeq and is a predicted model, not a curated record.
AUGGCAUCUGUAUCCAAGCCCCCUCCCGGCCAAUUCACCGUCCUCUACUUUGCCGCGGCGACGUCGCAUACGAAGUCUCAGCAUGACUUCCUGCCCGCUCCAAUGCCCGUGGCCCAGCUCUGGGAUGCUUUGGAUACGAAAUACCCUGGCUUCAAAACAAAAGUGCUCGAGUCGGCAGCGCUGACUGUAAAUCUCGACUACGUGGAUCUUGACGAGGAGGCGGGCAAAGGCGAGGGCGCGAUGGUGAUACAGGCUGGAGACGAGGUUGGCGUCAUACCACCAGUCAGCUCUGGCACGCGCAUCACAGCCGGCGAAGUGCGUGGAUCACAAGCGUUCUACGAUGCCGAGGAUCCGUCCAAAUCUCGUGUCAAUGAAGGAAACAGGCUCGUGGUCCGCCGAGAUACGAUCAAACGAACGUAA